This is a messenger RNA of Electrophorus electricus (electric eel), 1006 nucleotides long. RefSeq names its product ubiquitin-conjugating enzyme E2L 3b (gene ube2l3b). The record is from RefSeq and is a predicted model, not a curated record. NCBI's taxonomy places the organism in Eukaryota, Metazoa, Chordata, Actinopteri, Gymnotiformes, Gymnotidae.
UGAGCUAACAGCUGACCAAGUCGACCUAGAAAUCUGUAAUAUAAAGUAAUGCUUUACCAAACAUAGCACCCAUUUGCAGCAUUUAAGUCUAACACGGUAUACAGAAGCCGCUGUGUACUCUGGGAACAGUUGAACGAUUCAAGAUGGCGGCGAGCAGGCGACUGCACAAGGAGCUUGAAGAAAUCCGCAAGUCUGGGAUGAAAAAUUUCCGUAACAUUCAAGUUGACGAAUCUAAUAUAUUGACAUGGCAGGGCCUCAUCGUCCCAGAUAACCCUCCAUAUGAUAAAGGGGCAUUCAGGAUUGAGAUCAUCUUCCCUGCAGAAUACCCCUUUAAACCUCCUAAGAUCACAUUCAAGACAAAAAUCUACCACCCCAACAUUGACGAGAAGGGACAGGUCUGCCUGCCCGUCAUUAGUGCAGAGAACUGGAAACCAGCCACCAAAACCGACCAAGUCAUUCAGUCCCUCAUCGCCCUGGUGAAUGACCCACAGCCAGAACACCCCCUGAGGGCCGAUCUAGCCGAAGAAUACUCAAAGGACCGUAAAAAAUUCUUUAAGAAUGCAGAAGAGUUUACAAAGAAACACGGUGAAAAGCGGCCAGUGGACUAAUGACACCUGACAACGCUUUUGAUGCACUGUAUUCUGUGGGAAGGGCUUGGCUCUGCCCCUCCCCUCCUCCGGAACGUUGGAUUGGCAGAUUCACUGAGUAGUCAACAGCAGAGACAGCCUAGGAACCAAUAUUGUUACUAAAUACUUUGUGUCGCAAAGGGGGGGGGAGGAUGAACACAAUCUUUGCGUGAGUGAACGUGCUUUUAUGGUGAUGAUUACUAAUUUUAAAAACACCCUUUAUUUUAACGUUUCACAGGAAGAUCUUGUAUUGUGUCCAUUCUUUCAAGUUAGGGUGUAAAAAAUCGUGCCUCUAGUUGUACAGAUAAGUUACUGAGGCUCAGAAAGAUCACUGUUGCCCAUCCUUCCUGUGACAGAAUAAACAGUAGCUGGUGACAGAC